AUGAUCAAUGACCUUGUGUCAAAGUUCUGUGGCUCGUACGAAGCGGCUACUAGAGAAAAAACAAGCGGCCAGAAUGAGACUGAUGUCCUCAAGCUUGCUCAUCAAAUCUUCUACAACAACUACAAGAAGAGAUUCACUCUUGAACACACUUGGAAGGAACUGUGCCACGACCAGAAGUGGUGCGAGCUUGCUACUGCUAAAACCGAAGGGAGCUUGAAGAAGAGGAAGUGUGAGGACGAUGCUGAUUCCUCACGCUCUCAAGCAACUUGCUCCAAGCGUCCCCCGGGUGUGAAGGCCUCAAAGCUGAGUGCUAAGAAGCCGGUGGUAGAUGAGCAGACGAUGAAUGGGUUCCAGACGAUGUGGACAAUCAAACAGCAGGAUUUGGCCGCCAAAUCAAUGUUGUCUAAGAUGAGUCUCCUUGAAGGUCUUAUUGGAAAAAAAGAACAUCUAUCUGAGUGUGAAGAAACCCUCAAGAAGAAGCUGAUUAGUGACUUGAUGUCAAAUUAG
This is a messenger RNA of Brassica oleracea var. oleracea, 507 nucleotides long. Its product is annotated as glutathione S-transferase T2-like. The transcript has a single exon. NCBI's taxonomy places the organism in Eukaryota, Viridiplantae, Streptophyta, Magnoliopsida, Brassicales, Brassicaceae. The coding region runs from base 1 to 507 and encodes 168 amino acids. The record is from RefSeq and is a predicted model, not a curated record.